Molecule: messenger RNA, 5038 nt
Organism: Fulmarus glacialis (Northern fulmar)
Lineage: Eukaryota; Metazoa; Chordata; Aves; Procellariiformes; Procellariidae
Gene: ARHGEF5
Product: Rho guanine nucleotide exchange factor (GEF) 5
Biological process (GO): intracellular signal transduction; activation of GTPase activity
Cellular component (GO): cytoplasm; nucleus
Molecular function (GO): protein binding; guanyl-nucleotide exchange factor activity
Source: RefSeq, a predicted model, not a curated record
AUGGAGUCUGAAGAAACCAGUGAGGGAGGUACCACUCCCCCAGAAGCCAGCAGCACCACUGGGGAAGCUUGGGAUUCUACAGCAGUCGAAAGAGAGCAUCAUGCCCCUCAUGUAUCAGCUGAAAUGAACACCAGCCUGUCUGACUCUGCAAAGGGACUAGAGCUCAGCACUCCCAAGGACUGCCUUUCUGCUCCAGGGAAAGCAGCAGAGAUGCUGGGCAGACCCUCUAACCCUGUGCAAAAAGUGCCAGCAGGACUGGAACAAGAGCAAGGUGAUCCAGAGCCUCAAAAGGGACUCUCAGAAUUGGAAGGAGAAAUGCUUUUAGAGGAGGGUGGACUGGAUUGUUCUCUGAAACUUAAGCAAGUAGAGCUGGUUGACCUGGAAAGCAACCAGGACUCUUCCUCUCUCACCACAGUCCAGGAUGGGCCAGCCCCUGGCAACGCCAUCCUGCAGGCUGUGGACCUCAGCACUGAGUUUCCUCAGUGCCAGGCAGAACUGGCUUUUCAUGGCUCAGACCCUCAGGCCCAGCAUCUGAAAUCUCCUUUGGCUGAUGCCAUUUCCUCUCAGAGAGAGACACCUAAAUGCUUCUUGGUAUGUAAAACCAUUUCAGAGGGGCAUUAUAAGGCUGAGCCGUUUCUGGAUAAGAUCUCCACGGAUUCUUUGCAGGAGGUUGAUACUGGUGCAGAGCAGAAGCAAAGCAGUAAAAGAGUGGCACCAGCAACUGAUGAGCAACCUACCUCAGAGGAAGCAGCAGAGGACAUGGCUAAACCUUACACUUCUGAAGAUGCUAAGGAAAGCAUAAGAGCACUCCAGGGUUCGGAAGAGAAUAUAGAGUCGUCUUCUUCCCAUCAAUUGUCUUCCACCUUAACAGAUGACAGCCAUUGCAAAGAGCAGAAUCUGCCAGAAGAAGGAGAAUCUUUGGAGCCCAAAGAUCAGAAAAACAAGGAACGAAAUGAGCAGGAACGACAACUGCAGAGGGAAGAGCUCAAACUGGAGGCUCUAUCAUCAGCUUUCGGAUCAGAGAUAUCUUCUGUUCCCAGGCAUACUGUGGGCCUGUGUGGUUUGGAGAAUGGUUUUUUGGCUGAGCAAACAGGAUCAGCAUUUCUUCUUGGGGAACCUAUCUCUGUGGAUCAGCAUCCUGGUGAGGAUGUACUGCUGAAAACUCAUGUCACAGAAGCAGGUUCUGGAUGUCAGCCACCCGCUAUCAGCCCUCUGUCCUCAAAUAACCUGAACCCAGUGGAUGAAACUCUAAUGGCACCUCCACACACAUGCCAUAUCUCUGACCAGGCAGAAGACCUAGAAGACUCUGGCCGCUUUUCUAUCGGUGGUCAGGAUAUUGGAGAAGCUGACUGGGAUGAUAGGACAAGACUGGGCAGGGAGGAUGAGCACAGUGAUGGGCAUGGAAAUGUUGUCCAGAGGUUUGAUAAAAGAGAUGCAUCACUCCAUGGAGGAGUGGCAGCACCUUCUAGCGCAGAGAACUCAGAGGUUUCUGUUUCAGCACACCUUUCCUCUGGUACCAAGAACUUGGAGCCACCUGAUCCCAUAGAUCCUCAUCCCAUUACAGAAAAUUUGGGAAAAGCUGAACUUCAGGACUUCAUUCCAGCUUUACCCUCAGAGCUCACCUCUGUGGCUUCAACAUCUGGCCUACAGCAAGAGGGUGAUAGUGGAACAGCCUCUGUGAUCCCUGAGGACUGUCCUGGCACCAGCCUGAACAAACUGCUAGACUCUGUAGAGAAGCCAGCCAACCAAGCUGCUUCUGUACAAGUGCGGGGCCCAACAUCAGGGGAAACUGCUAUUGUAAGUACUGAUCCAAGGGAAGCCAACACUUCCCAUGAACUCCUUACUUCUGAGGAAGGCCUUCAUGAAGACCUUAGUGGCCCGUCUUCUUUCUCUGUAAUAUACACGAGCUGUCUUCCUUUAGAGGGGAGCCUUCCUAAGGAUAGGAGGACUGUGGCUAUCAUUGCAGGGCCUCUGGAACCACCCCAAACACCAGGCAGGACUUCCACUCCCCUGAACCACCCAGAGACAAUUCAGCAAAACCCCCCAGAAAAAAGGGCCGUUAUCCAAGGAGAAGAAACGGGAGCAAAUGUGGAUCAUGAAGCACAACAAAUGCCUUUACUUGAUCAGUCUGACUGCAGUUUAAACCAAAAAGAGCCUGGAUCCAGAAUCUCCAGUGUCCUGAGCACCCUAACUUGGCCCUCUGAAGAAGAUAUGGUCCUUGCCGUGAACGAGCAAGAACAACCUCUGUCCCUUGUGUCCCACUCAAGCCUACCUCUGGUGUCUGAGCCUGAUGCCAAACAGCUUCCUCAUCCUCCUUCCCAUGUCCAAAGCCCCAGUCAAGCUCAGGCCCCUACACUUAAUGCAAAUCACCUUGCUCAACCUCCAGCCCUUGAAAGUUACCAGCCGCUGGCUCCUGUGCCCUACUCCAGGCCACAUCUCAACUGUGGUAUGGACGAUGAUAAGUUACUAGCCAUUCACCCUACUAUAAGCCAUCCUCUCCGGACUGCCGCCUCUGUGUCUGAUUCUAACACUGGGGCCUCUGCUUCUGAUGGAGAAGAUGUAGCAGAGAAAGAUGACCUUGUUCCAGUAACUAGAGGGUGGGAUCUCGGUGACUUAGGUACCCAUGAUAUAGAAACUUCUGAUGACUCAGGGGUCAGUUUGUUGGCCAAAAGCUUUUCUGCUGUUGGAAACGAAGCGUUGGCUGGCUGCUCUGAGACCGGCCCUGAAACAGCAGACCAGCACAUGGAUGUACAGUGUGGAAAAUCCUCACCUGACCACCCUUCUUGGCCCUCACUGGAAGGCCUGAUAACAUCCACAGAGUCCAAGAGCAGAGACUCUGCACAGCCACUCCCAAUGCUAGCAUUCACCAAUCCAAUCCACUUCCUCCAGCUCAGCCCUCCAUCACCACCAACCACCAGAACAACCUGCCAAGAGGAGGAGGUCUCAGGGGAGCUGCGAUGGGAGCAACAGGCAGGCAUCUUCGGUGUGGACACAAGGAACAUCCAAGCUCCAUUGGCAAUCACAGAGAAAACAGAAGGUGAGAGGAGGGUCAAGCAAAGGCUGGAAGGAGAAGGAGAACACCACUUGGUAUCUCAGCCAAAGGAGGAAAUGCCCAGACAUUCACCCUUGGAAAAAUCAUCAAGUUGGCCAGACAAAAAAAUGAUCAGGGUAGUUGCACAGGAGCCAGCAGCCAAUCAAGAAAACCCAAUUAAACGCCGAGUAAAAAGCAAGGACUGGCACCGUCAGGGUCUGAAGAGGAUGUCAGUACCACCAGACAUCUUGCAGGAAAUUCCUUCUGUUCCUUCAGAGGAGGAAGCUCACAAGACACACAGGGAACCACCAGUCAGUUCAGAAACAGUUAUAUUGCGAGAGAAGAAACCUGCAGACGCAAUGGAGAAUUUCAAACGCCGGCACUCCAAACUGAUCAACUCCUCAAGAUUGCUGUAUCAGGAGUACAGUGAUGUGGUUCUGAACAAGGCCAUUCAAAGCCAGAAGAGAGUGGAUUCUUUCGCAGAGGAUAUAGAGUCGAGUUUCCCAAGCUCCCCAAGGCUACGGAGGAAAGUGCUGUCUCCCCAGGACUCAUAUUUGCAACGUCUGUCAGUCUCAUCUAAUGCAUCCCUCUGGCAGGACAUCCCCAUGAUUCGGGGCAGCAGAAUGCUACUCAAUAUGUCCCGUGAUGAGCAGAAGCUGCAAGAGGCCAAGUUUGAGCUGAUAAUGUCUGAGGCUUCAUACCUGCGCAGUUUAAAUGUGGCAGUGGAUCACUUCCAGCGAUCAGCAGAGCUCCAGGCAAUGCUCACCAAUCAAGAGCGUCAGUGGCUUUUCUCCCGCCUUCAUGAUGUACGCGAUGUCAGCGCCAGUUUCCUCUUUGACUUGGAGGAGAAAUUUGAGGAGGACAUGUUCACCUUCCAUGUGUGCGAUGUGGCUCUGAAACAUGCCCCUGAGUUCCGCAGGGUGUAUCUACCAUAUGUAACAAACCAGACAUACCAAGAGCAAACCUUCCAGCGGUUACUAAAUGGAAAUGCAGGGUUCCAGCAAGUCCUGGAGAGACUGGAAAGUGAUCCAGUAUGCCAGCGCCUCUCACUUAAAUCCUUCCUCAUCCUCCCCUUCCAGCGUAUCACUCGACUCAAACUCCUCCUGCAGAAUAUCCUGAAAAGAACUCGGCCUGGGUCUGAGGAGGAAGUGCAAGCAACACAGGCCUAUGAUGCACUUGAAAAGCUGAUCAAGGAUUGCAAUGAAAAUGUCCAGCGCAUGAAGAGCACUGAAGAGCUGAUCUACCUCAGCCAGAAGAUUGAAUUUGAGUGCAAGAUAUUCCCACUCAUCUCACAGUCGAGGCGACUUGUGAAGUGUGGUGAGUUGACAGCACUGGACUUCAACACCCUGAGUCCAAAAUGGAAAGUCACCACCCGUCCCAUCUACCUACAUCUUUUCAAUGACUGUCUGCUCCUGUCUCGGCCGAAGGAGGGUGGACGUUUUGUUGUGUUUGAUCAUGCCGCUUUCUCAGAUGUGCGUGGGGAGAAGUGCGAGAUGAAACUGCAUGGAACAAACAAAAAUGUUUUCCGUCUCUUUCUACUUCAGAAUUACCAGGGAAAAUUUCGUACAGAGACACACAGUGAGAAGCUGAGGUGGAUCUCUGCUUUGGCUCCUCCACGAGGAGAACUGGAUCUCCUGGAAUGCCCUGAUGCACCACAGGUUCAAUGCAUAAAGACUUACAAGGCUCGGGAAAAUGAUGAGCUGGCUUUGGAGAAAGCGGAUAUCAUCAUGGUUAUGCAGUACAGCAAUGAUGGAUGGAUGGAAGGAGUAAAACUUUCAGACCGGGAGAGAGGCUGGUUCCCCUCAGAACACGUGGAACUCAUCUCCAGCAAACAUGCGCGGCAGAAGAACCUGAAGGAGGAACAACGUGUGAAGAAUGCCAAGCAGCAGGUCUUUUGCAAGAAAUAAGACUCUACUUUGUUGGACCUGUACAGUCUCCCUGCCAUGGGGAAACCAUCUUUUUUCUAUUGCGCCUCAGAAGAAACACCUCUGCGAAGAGCAUAAUACA